AUAUUGGCGCUCUGGCGAUUGGAGCCUUUUGGAUCAUGGCGAUCGUGUCACAGUGCAUCCACUCGAUGGCGAGAUCUAUGCACAGAUCAUCAAUCUAUCGACUGCCUACGAUGUUUACUUUCACGGCGCUGGCGAUGUGCCGAGCAUAUCGAAGCAGCGCUACACCUUUCCCGAGAGCGACUAUACAACGGUGGAGCUAAUUGCGCUGGAGAUCUACACGAACGAGGAUGCCAGAGCCUUUAACACGAAGCAGCGCAAAUGCCGCUUUCAGUAUGAGGCCGACGAGAUGCAAACGGUGCCCAUUUACAGUUUUGGCCUGUGCCUCUCCGAGUGCCGCAUGUUCUUCGCUCUGCGCGUUUGCGGCUGUGUGCCGCACUUUUACCGCAAUAUUU
This is a messenger RNA of Drosophila navojoa, 392 nucleotides long. It is a transcript of the gene ppk9, whose product is annotated as DEG/ENaC-family ion channel pickpocket 9. Gene Ontology annotation, biological process: sodium ion transmembrane transport. Gene Ontology annotation, molecular function: ligand-gated sodium channel activity. The record is from RefSeq and is a predicted model, not a curated record. Gene Ontology annotation, cellular component: plasma membrane. NCBI's taxonomy places the organism in Eukaryota, Metazoa, Arthropoda, Insecta, Diptera, Drosophilidae.